Messenger RNA from Epinephelus fuscoguttatus (brown-marbled grouper), 4927 nucleotides. Its product is annotated as adhesion G-protein coupled receptor G2. Gene Ontology annotation, cellular component: membrane. Lineage: Eukaryota; Metazoa; Chordata; Actinopteri; Perciformes; Serranidae. The record is from RefSeq and is a predicted model, not a curated record. Gene Ontology annotation, molecular function: G protein-coupled receptor activity. The transcript is spliced from 30 exons. Bases 123 to 4535 code for a protein of 1470 amino acids. Gene Ontology annotation, biological process: cell surface receptor signaling pathway; adenylate cyclase-activating G protein-coupled receptor signaling pathway.
AGCAGCAGCCAGCCAGCCAACAGCUAUAGAAACAAGUUUGUAUCAGUAAAGAGAAGAAAAUGCAUGUUUAAUGUUUGUGGUUUGGCUUUUAGUUCAAGGUUGGAAUUUGCCCACAGGAAGUUAUGUUCCGAGAAAAUGAAGACAAAAUUAUGAAAGCUCCCGGCAUUUGUUUUGAUGGAUCCUCAUAUCAGCACAUGUUUGCCCCCUUUGUCAGAGUGAAGAGGCCAGGCUCACAUGUCAAAGAUCUACACUGGCUGUGCAUACUUCUCCUCCUGGUCGUCCUUUUGGCAGGUCAGGCUUCCUGUAAUGAGACCACUGCUUCCCCUCUUUCCAGUCCUACAACAAAUGCACAGACUUCAGUAUUUUACCAUGUUGAUGUCACCGUGGACGUCAGUGGACAGAAGGAUGAAUCAAACAUCACUGCUUGGCUUGAGGACGUGUUCCGAAACAACCUGCAGAGUUGCGUAUCUCAGAUCAACGAACAAACAACAGCCACACCUGCCUCUCCACACACUACAUCUGCAAGCACUUCAAAUGUGACGACACUCAUGACGCCAGCGACAGCAACACUGCAGACCUCUAAUACAACUACAGCUGCAGCAAACACGACGUUACACAGCUACAGCACAACACCGGCAGCAACGACAUUAAGGAGCUCCAACACAACUACAACAGCAACAACAGCAUCAGAAAGCUCCAACACAACUUCACCUGCAACAACAGCAGUAAAAGGCUCCAACACAACUACACCUGCAACAACAGCAUUAAAAAGCUCCAACACAACUGCAACAACAGUGUUUAAAACCCCCACCAUGACUAUAGCUGCAACAACAGCAUUACAAAGCACCAUCAUAACUACACCUGCAACAACAACAGUAUUAAAAAGCACCACCAUGGCUACACCUGCAACAACAGCAUCAAAAACCACCACCAUGGCUACAGCUGCAACAACAGCAUUACAAAGCACCAUCAUAACUACACCUGCAACAACAGCGUCAAAAAUCACCACCAUGGCUACACCUGCAACAACAGCAUCAAAAACCACCACAAUGGCUACAGCUGCAACAACAGCAUUACAAAGCACCAUCAUAACUACACCUGCAACAACAGCGUCAAAAAUCACCACAGUGGCUACAGCUGCAACAACAGCGUCAGAAACCACCACAGUGGCUACACCUGCAACAACAACAGCAGUAAAAAGCACCACCAUGACUACUUUUGCCACAACAGCGUUAAAAACCACCACCAAAACUGCAACGGCAACAACAACAGCCUCAGAAACCAUCAAGACAACUACUUUACCUGUCACCGGAGUGAUCACUCAGACUGUUCUCAGUGAAGACCAGAACAGGCCAACAAAGAGACCACUUCCCUCUCAGGCAAACAAGGAGCGUGUAGCUCGUGAAAUCAGGAACAGUGUGACACAAACAAGUGCGAUCACCAAUGACAUAACAACUGGCCCGUAUCAAGGAAUAGAAGUUUCAUGCGCCACAAAGACUGCAAUAAGAAAAACCAACUGCUCCGUGACACUGCAGCUGAGGCAUAGCAUCCCCCCGUGUUGCAUCCUCCGUACGCUUUGUGCAGCCAGUAAAGCUUCCUCUGACAUCCAUGUGGUGGGAAAAAAAGCAGAUAGAAUCCGUGGACUAGAAAAUGAGUGCAAUAGCAAUAUACAAGAGGAAAACAGUUGUGUUUAUACUGGACAAGCCGGUGCAGCAUGCCAAGAGUCUGAGUCAGCAUAUGUGAUUCCUCAACGCAACACAACUCACUGUGAUGAGGUAAAGGGGAAUAACGUCUGCAACUGCUCUGCUUACUGCAGUGGAACUGAUGCAUACUACACUUUCGAGAUUUUUAUAAAAGAUACCAGCAAGAUGAACCUUACAUAUGUCUCGUCCCUGAUUCAUAAGCUUAAACAGCAACCAAACUGCUCUCCAAGUGCAGAAGUUCCAUGUCCAUUGUCCAUCCUUGCAUCUGAAUACAAGGAUGCCAAUGUGACAUGUGGACUCAAUGAGGCAAAUCUUCAAAGCUGCAGUGUGAUUUUAGUCUUUGCCCAUGAGGUUCCUAUCUGUAAUGUGUCGACAGCCGUGAUCAAUGUGUUUCAGUCUGUGAAAGAAAUUAGUUUCAAUGGACAGGUGACCCGAGCAGCAAUUUGUGGAAAUUCAGAAGUCAACAGCAACCCACUAAAAUCGGAGUUCAAGUGGGACAUAGUUUACCUAAAGCCUGCCUCCUUUUGUACAAUAGAAGAGUCCAACCCCAACCUCACUUGUCCAAAUGGAGUAAAUGUGCUUGUGCAGAUGGAUGAGCAGUGCAAUCAGAGGGUUUUUACCACACCUAGCCCAAACGUGACAACCACACUCAGCCCAAACGUGACAACCACACUCAGCCCAAACGUGACAACCACACUCAGCCCAAAUGUGACAACGGCAGAACCCAACACCACCACCUCGUCCGUCAAUGUAACUUCUCCGCUGAACACAACUGUGACUGCACAACCAAACACCACCACCCCGUCUGCGAAUGUAACUUCAUCCCCACUGAACACAACAGCUCAAGCCCUAAAUGCCACCACCACCAGCUCUGCUGCUAAUGUCACAGCGACAGCUGACAGCCAAGCCAACGCGCUGCUUGACCUGACCGGAGACGUGUCCAGUCUGAACUCCAGCCAGGUGGAUCAGCUUGUGUCCCAGCUGGAGAAUCUGUUGUCAGGCCCGACUGUCAGCCUGGCACUGGGAAACACCUCUGUCCGUAUCGUCAGUAAUCUAUUGGGUGCUUCUCCUGAGGUGCUGUCUGACUCCUCCAACAGGAUCAUAGGGAUUGUUGAUACAGUGGGGUUGAAGCUGGUCCUUGAUGGAGAGGCUCAGACCCUCUUGUCCCCAGCUGUGGCUUUGUCUGUGAAACCAGCAGAUGGCAGCAACUUUCAGGAAACAUUCUUCUCCAUCUCAGACCCCAAUGAUGUCCAGGUUCGUGGGGAUCCCAGGCUCAGAAGAAGUGUGAGAAAAGGCUCCUCCAUACCUCAGGGCUCCAUCAGGCUGCCCCCCACCCUCACACAGAGUUUGACCUCUGAGCAACAGCAGCUGGUCUCCAGAGUCCAGUUCAAUUUCUACCAGGAGAGCACAGUGUACCAGGACAGAUCUUUGGGAAAACGCAAACUCAAUAGUGGGAUCCUGGGAGCGAGUGUGGCCAACCUGUCAAUCAAAGAACUGCAGGACGACGUUGUAAUUCACCUGAAGAACAUGGAGCCUGUUCCAGCUAAUUUUGUGGCUACUUGUGUUUUCUGGGACUUUACAUUAAAUGACGGAUCAGGUGGUUGGAAUCCGAGAGGCUGUUCUGUCCGAAACAGCACUGACAAUGAGACAAUAUGUGGCUGCAAUCAUUUAACUAGUUUUGCUAUACUGCUGGACCUCUCCAGAGAGACACUCACCAGUCGUGUGCAGGCCACCAUCCUCACCUUUAUCACAUAUAUUGGCUGUGGAAUCUCUGCCAUCUUCCUCUCCGUCACCCUCCUCACAUACUUGUCUUUUGGGAAGUUGCGGAAGGACAUUCCAUCCAAAAUCCUAAUCCAGCUGUGCAUGGCUCUGCUGCUGCUGAACCUGGUCUUUCUGGUGGAUGCGUGGCUGGCGCUCUACCCUGACGCUGUGGGCCUCUGCAUCUCCACUGCCUGGUUCCUUCAUUACUUCCUGCUGGUCACCUUCACCUGGAUGGGACUUGAGGCUGUCCACAUGUACGUGGCCCUCGUGAAAGUCUUCAAUAGCCACGUAUCACGCUACAUGCUGAAGUUCUCGGUGGUCGGCUGGGGCGUCCCGAUGAUCGUGGUCAUUAUUGUCAUUGCGAUUGACAAGGAUAACUACGGUCUUGUCUCCUACGGAAAGUUUUCCGAUGGCACCAGUGAUGACUUCUGCUGGCUGAAAAACGACAUUGCUUUCUAUGUGGCAGUGGUGGCAUAUUUCUGCGUAAUUUUCCUCUUCAACCUCGCCAUGUUUGUGGUGGUGUUGGUCCAGCUGUGUCGGAUAAAGAGGCAGAACCCUCACAAUGCUCAGCACCGCACCACGCUGCAGGAUGUGCGCAGUGUGGCAGGGAUAACUGUCCUCCUGGGCCUCACUUGGGGUUUUGCCUUUUUUGCCUGGGGGCCCCUUAACCUGCCGUUCAUGUACCUCUUUGCCAUCUUUAACUCCUUGCAAGGUUUCUUUAUAUUUGUGUUCUACUGUGCGGUGAAAGAAAACGUGAGAAGGCAAUGGAGGACGUACCUGUGCUGCGGCAAAAUGAGACUAGCAGAGAACUCAGAAUGGAGCCGCACUGCAACACAGAAGACUGUGAAGAAGUCAUCAAUGACCAAACUGACAUCUCUUAAUUCCUCAAAGUCCUCCCAGUCCAAUAACUCAUCCAGCUCCACCUCUUUCCUCGUCAGUGACUCUUCAGAGCAGAUGAAUGGCAUUGGCAGCCCGUUUGAAGACAGAAUAAUCACAGCAGAUGAAGACCCCAGUAUGGACGUGGUCCUCAAUGAGAUCAACAGACAGUACAGAGACCAACAAGCCUCCUGAUCCUGAGAGGACACAACAGACUGUUAAAUGGCUCUUAAUUUGAAACACCUGUACAUACUGUAAUAAUAGAUAGUAAUUUAUGUACCAUCCAUUUGCACAUAAUAUGUAUUAUAUGGAAAUCCUACAUUAUAAAUGGCACUUGAUUUUUGAACACUUUUUAUAUACUCAUACUGAACACUUAUUGUAUUUCCACAAAAAACAAACAAAAAACUUUUAUUCACUGGUACUGUGAUGUUAUCAGUAUAAGUAGUCAAAUUCCAGUGGUGUCUUGCACACACUGACUCAUGGUCAACAAGUCAAUAUCAACACAAGCCAACAGACUGACACCAGUUUUGAGCUUAAAUUACUUUUUUGUAAUUGCCAUAUAAAAAGAAUUGUGUUUGUAUUUAUCA